Messenger RNA from Octopus sinensis (East Asian common octopus), 1521 nucleotides. RefSeq names its product protein rolling stone-like. The coding region runs from base 41 to 772 and encodes 243 amino acids. Lineage: Eukaryota; Metazoa; Mollusca; Cephalopoda; Octopoda; Octopodidae. Gene Ontology annotation, cellular component: membrane. The transcript has 3 exons. The record is from RefSeq and is a predicted model, not a curated record.
GUCUGGGGAACCUCAUCUGUUAUACGCUAUUUAUCAAAGUAUGAUCGCUGCUUACCUGGUGUUUCUCUCCAUCUACAGCGGUUUCGCCUCAAAACAUGGAGUGAAAGUAUUCAUCUAUUUCACAUACUGGAAUCUCUAUUUAUGUAGUUUGACGUUUAUUAUGAAAGCCUAUCACGCCUGGCAAUUCUAUCAGAAAUAUAGGGACAACAAAGAAAAACGUCCGACAGACCUGAGCACAGGCAUGAAGUUCCAAUGGGUUCUUUACAACAUUACUUGCAGUGGAGGGAUAAUCGUGGCCAUUUUAUACUGGCUGGUCCUAUAUCAUCCAGGUAAAACCACCAGCUUCCUCGGCAUCAACACCCACGGCGUCCUUGCAAGCAUCAUCCUCAUCGAUAUAUUUAUCACGGCCCUACCAGUUCGACUUCUUCACGCAUGGAUGAGUUCUGUAUACGCAGCUCUGUUCAGCAUCUUCUGCUUUUUCUAUUGGCAAGCCGGUGGCAAAAACACCAAAGACAAACCGUAUAUUUACUCGGUCAUCGACUUUUCAAACAACUGGGAAAUGGCCCUGAUUUGUAUCUUCUCACUCAUUUUUUUCAUGGGACCACUGUUACACACUUUCCUUUUCUGUUUGCAUCUACUGCGGAGAACUAUUUAUAACCGAAUGUCUUGCUUACACCGCGAGAAGACAUUGUUACACGAACAGGGACUCAGUGAAAAUACCGAGAUGCAACAAACAUCAGACAAAGAGACGUUAAAUAUGAACAGUGUGUAGAGAAUUGAAUAAUUAUACCCGUUUUGUAUACAGGUGUGUGUGUGUAUAUACUUAUGUCUGUUAAUGAGCAGAUGGAAAGACAUAUUGUAAUAUAGCCAUAUAAUCAUAAUAUCUACUGUAUGUAUAUAUGAAUGUAUGUAUAUAAGUGUGUAUAUAUAUGAAUGUAUGUAUGUGUGUAUGUACAGUUGUAUAAAUGUAUAUUGAAUGUAUGAAUGUAAUGUAUAUGAACACAUAAGCUGUAAUAUAGCCUAUCAUUUUAUCUAUUGUAUAUAUAUUUCUUAAGUAUACACUUCCACACGUGCACCCUCACAUAUCAGUGUGUAUGUGUCUGUAUAUAAAUGUGUCUACAUCUACACACACACACACACACACGUGUAUGUAUACGUGUAUGUGUGUGUGUGGUUGUAAGUAUGUAUACCAAAGGUGAGUUCGUGUGCGUGUGUAUAUAUAUAAAUAUAUAUUUCGUCUUUUACCUUUGCCAGGAGAAUCAGUGUUCAUUAUAUUAAGUCCUCUCUCUUUCUCCUUGUGUGUGUGUAUAAAUAUUGAUCUUUAGCAGAAACAAUAGAUAAGUACCAAUACACGAAACUCUCGGCCCUUGAGCCUCUCUGUUGCUUCUGCUAAAAAGUCAACAAAAUACACAUAUCCUCAUAUCUUGAGUUCUAAUUUUCCUGUUUGAAUCACCAUACCUACAUAUAUAAUAUACAUAUACACGCACACACACAUAUACACACAAACAUAUGUGUAUAUAU